Molecule: messenger RNA, 609 nt
Organism: Choloepus didactylus (southern two-toed sloth)
Lineage: Eukaryota; Metazoa; Chordata; Mammalia; Pilosa; Megalonychidae
Gene: PLA2G1B
Product: phospholipase A2 group IB
Exons: 4
Coding region: 92-535 (147 amino acids)
Biological process (GO): fatty acid biosynthetic process; phospholipid metabolic process; positive regulation of fibroblast proliferation
Molecular function (GO): phospholipid binding; signaling receptor binding; calcium ion binding
Source: RefSeq, a predicted model, not a curated record
ACUACAGUCUUAUCUUGGGGGUGUGGGGCAGCUAUAAGGAGGGAGGCCUCUGAUCAUUUCAGCCCUUUGUCUCACUAACCUCCUUGACAAGAUGAAACUCCUUGUGUUGGCUACUCUGCUUACAGCGGGCGCUGCCACCAGCAACGUCAACUCGCGGGCGUUGUGGCAGUUCCGAAGCAUGAUCAAGUGCAAGAUCCCCGACAGCGCACCCUUGCUGGAUUACAACAACUACGGCUGCUACUGUGGCCUGGGUGGAUCAGGCACCCCUGUAGAUGAGCUGGACACGUGCUGCCAAAAACAUGACAACUGUUACAAACAGGCCAAGAAGCUGGACACCUGUAAAUUCCUCCUAGACAACCCCUACACCAAGACGUACUCCUACAAAUGCACGGGCUCUGAGAUCACCUGCAGCAGCAGCAACAACGACUGCGAGGACUUUAUCUGUAACUGCGACCGCAGUGCUGCCAUCUGCUUUUCAAAGGCCCCAUACAACAAGCAGUACAAGAAUUUGGACGCUAAGUACUGUAAGGACUGAGAACAGCCUCUGAAAAGUCUUCUGGUUGCCCUCACUUCUACUAUGCCCUCCAUUAAAGCACCUUGUUGAAGAGC